AUGGCCCUAGACAACACGCUAAUUCGGGCCGCCAGCCAAAAGCAGUUCCUGGACCAUUGCCUGUCGACCAUUCACGAUUUAACGAGUCAGACCCCAUUGCCCAGUCUCUCGACACGAUACAACUGCAUUCGCCAGCCCGAGCCCAACGGUGGCGGGCGUAGAAGCAGCGUUUAUUAUGAGACUCAUUAUGAGAUUCACUAUGAGAUUCACGAUGAGAUUCACUAUGAGAUUCACUAUGAGACUCAUUAUGAGAUUCACUAUGAGAUUCACUAUGAGAUUCACUAUGAGACCUUUCCCGCCGGCGCGGCUUCCGCUAUAUCGGAUUGGAGUGCCGUGCUGCCACUGCUUGUCAUGUAA
Colletotrichum graminicola M1.001 is the source of this 357-nucleotide messenger RNA. RefSeq lists its product as uncharacterized. The record is from RefSeq and is a predicted model, not a curated record. Bases 1 to 357 code for a protein of 118 amino acids. The transcript has a single exon. Lineage: Eukaryota; Fungi; Ascomycota; Sordariomycetes; Glomerellales; Glomerellaceae.